Messenger RNA from Cyprinodon tularosa, 963 nucleotides. Its product is annotated as galanin receptor 2b-like. Gene Ontology annotation, molecular function: thyrotropin-releasing hormone receptor activity. The transcript is spliced from 2 exons. NCBI's taxonomy places the organism in Eukaryota, Metazoa, Chordata, Actinopteri, Cyprinodontiformes, Cyprinodontidae. Gene Ontology annotation, biological process: phospholipase C-activating G protein-coupled receptor signaling pathway. Gene Ontology annotation, cellular component: membrane. The coding region runs from base 1 to 771 and encodes 256 amino acids. The record is from RefSeq and is a predicted model, not a curated record.
AUGAUGAAGAAGAGGGAGAGGAGCAUAGAGGUUCAGAUGAUGAAGAGGGAGAGGAGCAGAGAGCUGCAGAGGAGACUGCUGAGACAAGGCUUUAUUCAGAAGAUCCCUCUGAAUGGCCUUUACCACACAAAAUGGGGGACAUAUUUAGGCAGUACAUGGUUGAAUAUGGCCCACCGAAAGUUUCUGAUGGCCCAUAUCCAAGAGCAGAGAAGAGUGACCAAGAUGCUUGCUGUGGUGGUGAUCCUUUUUGCUCUGCUCUGGAUGCCCUACCGGACCUUGGUUCUGAUCAACUCCUUUGUGCCAACACCCUACCUGGAUUCCUGGUUCCUCUUGUUCUGUCGGACCUGCAUCUAUGCCAACAGUGCCAUAAACCCUGUGAUUUACAAUGCCAUGUCUCAGAAGUUUCGCUCUGCAUUUCGAGGUCUUUACAGCUGCCAGCGACUUGAGGGAACUCAGCGGACACUAUCGACUGCCCAAACUGGCUUUGGAACCAUCCGAGAUCCUCGACACGUCCAACAAAACAGCAGCCAUGCCAAUGAAAAUGAGGAGAAGGCUGACCUGGAGACUUCAUCUGACUUGAAAGGAAAGCGUAAUAGCAGUGAGCAUCAGGAGAGAGCGUCAGUGAAUGGGAUGACGGCUGAAUAUCGAGCCCAGGUUGGCCCUGACGGCCCCGGGUUCAGAAGGAGUCCUGAGGAGACGCGGUUGGAUGGAGAGCUGGACUUAGACCAUCCACCAACCGAUACAUGUGCAGAAAGAAGUAACAAUGUGUAGGAAUUAUUAAUCCUUCCAUAAUUUCAUGCUGUGCCAUAUUUACGCAUCCAUUUUCAACCACAUGAGUUUAAGAAAUCCUUUCCAUUUGGUAUACUUGUAUAUUUUGUUAGAAGUAGAGAUAAAAGCUUUACUUUAAUAGAAGAAUAUUUGGAAGAAAAAUAUCUUUACCCUUCAAUAAUAAAUGUAAAAAAA